Molecule: messenger RNA, 1236 nt
Organism: Diabrotica balteata
Lineage: Eukaryota; Metazoa; Arthropoda; Insecta; Coleoptera; Chrysomelidae
Source: the annotation of a GenBank genome assembly
AUGUCUCUGUCGAAAUUAUCCGCGAUUCUAGUGCAGAAAAACUACAUAAUUAGACCCAGUUUUAUAUGUGUAAGACGUUUGGAAAAAUCUACAAGUGCAAAUGUGCAACAUACAAAAAAGCCCAAUUGGAAUCGGGCCGUUAGUGAGGCAGAAAAAAUUGUGGGAUAUCCAAAUAGUUUUCUUAGUUUGAGAUGGUUGCUUAGUGAUGAAAUUGCUAAUGUUGCCCUGCAAUUAAGAAAAUUGGUAGGGUCUAAUCAUCCCUUACUCAAAACAGCUAAGGGAUUAUUUUUCAAUGGAAAAAAUAAUAUGCAGGCGUGGGGUCUAAUAGUAUUGCUGGUUUCCAAAGCAGCAGGUCAUUCUGCCGAUAUACCAGAGAUGGAAGAGGACAAAUCUGCAGGAGUACUACACAGUCAAAGAGCUUUAGCAGAAGUGACUGAGAUGAUAAGAACGAGUCAUCUUGUACACAAAGGUCUAGUAAAUUUGCAGACUCCCAUUAAAUUCGACGCUCCAGGUGACAUGAUAUCCGGUAACAAGAUAGCCCUUCUAUCCGGUGACUUCCUCCUAAGUAAUAGCUGCGUGGAGCUCGCCAAUCUUAAAAAUCAAGAACUGGUUGAACUUAUGAGUUCCGCUGUCAGGGAUUUAGCAGAGGCUGAGUUUGUAGAACCGAGGGAUAUCCAAAACGCUCCUCUUCCUGCAAGACCAAAGCGAAGUGCAAGAGGAUAUGAGCAGUUUGUAGAUAGCACAAUGGAGCCUUUGGUGGUCAGCGAAGCUUUGGGCAACGCUAGAGCUGAAUGGACAUUGCGACAUGUAUUAAAUGCAGGUAGCCUAUUGGGAAAAUCUUGUCAAGGGACUUUAAAGUUAGCAGGCCAUUCGUAUGAACUUCAACAAAAAGGAUAUUUAUUUGGGAAACAUUUAGCUCUUGCGUGGCAGGCUUGUCUGGAUAGAGAACCAUUUUCUCCAGGAUCUAGCGCUGCCUUUAGCCUAAUUAGUGCUCCCGUUCUGUUUGCCCUUCAACACAACCCUGACAUGUAUAGUCUGAUUGAAAAAGGUUUGGAUGACAUAGAACAAGUUGACUUCGAGGCCGUAAGAAAAGUUGUUUUAGACGGACCUGCUUUGGAUAUGACAAAAAAUCUACAAAAAGAUCAUUCUAAGGCAGCUCUUGAGGUUUUAGAUGAACUGCAAGAAUCAGAUGCCAGAACUGCUUUAAAAAAUAUUAUUGUGGCAAUCCAGGAUUGA